This is a messenger RNA of Acanthaster planci (crown-of-thorns starfish), 1738 nucleotides long. Its product is annotated as blastula protease 10-like. Gene Ontology annotation, biological process: proteolysis. The record is from RefSeq and is a predicted model, not a curated record. Gene Ontology annotation, molecular function: metalloendopeptidase activity; zinc ion binding. Lineage: Eukaryota; Metazoa; Echinodermata; Asteroidea; Valvatida; Acanthasteridae.
UCGAGGAUGAAACGCUCUCUCGCUGCUUUGCUCUGCCUACUGGCUUGGUCGCAAUGGGUCGUGGGCUUUGCCGUGGACAUGCGGUCGACUGACGACGGUAGGGCCUUGACCAAGCAGGGAGAACCCCCAGAGUCGGAGUUAAGUAGUGGUACCUUCCAGUCGGACAUGAAGCUGGGCGUGUACGAGAACGAAGUGAAGGAGAGAAUCCAGGACGCCAAAGCAGGACGGACGCGACGAAAGGCCUUCGCCAACCUGAACUUUCGCUGGCCAAACGGUAUCAUCCCUUACGUCAUCACGGCAUCCUCAGCUGGUGAGUCCGAAGCCAUUGAGAAUGCCAUGCACCUCUGGGAGUCUCAGACCUGUAUAAAGUUCGAGCCGUACCGUAGUGAUCUCGGGCUGGGUCACCAGGAUUACAUCAGCUUCAUGAAAGGAGACGGAUGCUGGAGUUACAUUGGCAAACAAGGCACAGGGGCCCAGGAUAUCUCCAUUGGUUCGGGAUGUGAUCACCUCGGCACGACUGCACACGAGAUCGCUCAUGCGAUGGGAUUCCACCACGAGCAGUCCCGGUCGGACAGGGACGACUACGUCAACAUCCUGUACGAGAAUGUACGCUUGGGCUUGGAGGACAACUUCGUGAAGUACGAGGCGGUGACGCAGAGCAUGACGCACGGUGUGCCGUACGAUCCCACGUCCGUCAUGCACUACAACACGCGUUAUUUUUCUUCGAACGGAAAACCGACAAUCAUCACAAUAAAUCCUCUGGAUCAGUUCGACCUCGGCCAGCGUGAACAUCUGUCCUUCUACGACGUAUAUCUAGCAAACAUCAUCUAUGACUGCCUUUCUGAUUGCAGCGACACCCUGUCUUGCCUUAACGGUGGUUACGAAGCAAUGAUAGCCGGCACCUGCAAGUGUACCUGUCCACCGGGCUUCGACGGCGCCCUGUGCGAAGUCGACAACUCGGCGUCCAUCUCCAAGUGCCGCUAUGAACUGACAGAGGCGAGCGGCACGAUCAAGUCGCCUAACUACCCUUCCAACUACGACAAUGGUCUGAAGUGCGCGUGGUACAUAAAGGGCAAAGAAGGGAGUACCGUCACGCUUACCUUCGAUUUUAUGGAUGUGGAGGACGAUGCUGCUUGCAGUUGGGAUGCGGUGGCCGUGCGCACCACUAGCAUGUUCUCUGACGACGCAAAAUUUUGCGGGAGGAACAUUCCAUCCGCCCAGGUAUCGACCAACGAAAUGAUGGUUGUCUUGACGACUGAUGUGUCCUAUAAUUACCAGGGGUUCGUUGCCCAUUACGUCAUUGAGGAGCCCUCGAGUUCCAAUGAAUGUACAAGCACUUGUGGGGGCACCUUAACAGACGUAGGCUGUCUGACUUCGCCUAAAUAUCCUGACAAUUACGACAACAACGUUGAGUGCACCUGGACUAUAGAGGUUGCUUCAGGUUCCCGCGUGAGUUUGGACAUCACCGAGUUGGGCAUCGGCUCUCCGAACACGAAGUGUUUGGACGACGCCCUGCAAGUGAGCUUGACUGGCGGUGACAUUAGUCAGGUCCGGCCGCUCAAGGUGUGUGGUACCGAUCUGCCCAGCGGUUCCAUCAUGUCCUUGGGGAAUACCAUGACUCUCAGAUUCACCACCGACGAUAGUUACCAGAACAGCGGGUUCCGGGCGGCUUUCAGAACCCUUACACUUUAGACAGCCGCCCUAUACGUGAUUCGGUAGCGAAGUCGGAGAGCGAUCU